UCAAUGCGCACACAAAAAUCAUUAGCCCCUCUCUUCUUCAGCGCUGCUCGAUUCCACACCCACACACUUUCGACUGUUACUCUGAAUCACAAGAUCAACAAUUGCGUGCGCAGCGGAAAUGUCAGCGACGCACGCAAACUGUUCGACGAUUAUCCCCACUCGAGAAACACCGUCUCCUGGAACUCCUUGAUCAAUGGCUACAUCAAAUCCCGCCAUUUCCAAGAAGCCCAGAAGCUGUUCGACGAAAUGCCUCACAGAGACGUCGUUUCUUGGAACACCCUGCUUUCCGGCUUCCGCGACGCCCAGAGCCCAGACAAGGCUCUCCGCCACUUUCUACGAAUGAUGGCGAGCGAUCGGAGGCCGGUUGAGCUCACGUUUGCAGUGCUCAUGAGCGCGUUUUUGAAUUCGGAGUUCGAUGUCAUGGUUCCGCAGCUGCACGGGCUCGUGACCCGUCUAGGGCUUGAUCUGAAUAUCUAUCUGGGAUCUGCUUUAAUGAGGGGAUAUGUUGGCUUGGCUGAUCGCGAUGGUUUUCGCAGGGUGUUCGAUGAGAUCGAAGUGGUAGAUGUGGUGCCCUGCAAUGUGUUGAUCUUAGGUUAUAUUGAAUUUGGGAUGAUGAGUGAAGCAAAGACGGCGUUUGAUUUAAUGCCUAAGAGAAAUGCUUUUUCUUGGAGCAUCAUCAUUAAUGGAUUGAUGAAGAACAAGAUGGUUGAUGAAGCAAAGGAAGUUUUUGACAGUCUACUUGAAAAAGAUGUAGUUUCUUGGACUGCAAUGAUAAGGGGGUGUGCUCAGGGUGAGAAGUUUACGGAGGCUCUAGACAUGUUUCCUGCAAUGAUGAGCUCAGGAGUUCGCCCGAAUCAUUAUACCUUUUCGAGUGUCUUUGAUGCCUGUGCGGGCUGCUCGUCUCUUGUGAUGGGCAGCCAGGCUCACGCGUGUCUAUUGAAGCUCGGUAUCCCUGUUGAUGUGGUGUUGGGAUCAUCCCUUCUCAACAUGUAUGCGAAAUGUGGCGACAUAGUCGCUGCAUUCUCUGUGUUCGAGUCCAUGCCAGUGAAGAAUCUAGUGUCAUGGAACUCGAUUAUUGGAGGCUGUGGAAGGCACGGACUUGCAGAUAGGGCGUUGGAGGAGUUUGAGAGGAUGACCUUGAGUGGCGUGCUCCCUGAUCAGAUCUCGUUUAUCAAUGUUCUGUCGGCAUGUGUGCACGGGGGGAAGGUGAGAGAAGCUGAAGAGAUUUUCUACUCAAUACAGGCGAAGUAUGGGUUGGAGGCAGAGAUGGAGCAUUAUUCGUGUAUGGUGGACUUGUAUGGUAGGGCGGGUGAGCUAGAGAAGGCUGAAGAGUUGGUUAAGAGGAUGCCGUUUGAGCCGGAUGUGGUUGUGUGGGGCGCACUGCUCGGGGCUUGUGGGCUGCAUUCUUGUUUGGAAGUUGGUGAGUUUGCAGCAAUGGGAAUAUCUAAAGUGGAAAAAGAUCAUCCGGCAGUUUACUCGAUCCUGUCGAAGAUAUAUGGUGCGAAUGGCACUCGAAGCGGUGUGUUUCAGCUGAAGAAGAUGAUCAGAAAAUGGCAAGAAAAGAAACAGAAGGCUGGUAGUUGGAUACAAUCCAAUCCUGGACUAGUUACAUGAAUUGAUAGAAUGAUUUAACUCACUUCGUUCCAAGAUAGUUGUAACAUUUUUUUUUGGCAUAAAUUGAUGUUUAAAAGUUAAAAU
Messenger RNA from Salvia hispanica, 1698 nucleotides. Its product is annotated as putative pentatricopeptide repeat-containing protein At3g23330. Lineage: Eukaryota; Viridiplantae; Streptophyta; Magnoliopsida; Lamiales; Lamiaceae. The record is from RefSeq and is a predicted model, not a curated record. Gene Ontology annotation, biological process: RNA modification. Gene Ontology annotation, molecular function: RNA binding; protein binding.